Malaclemys terrapin pileata is the source of this 1221-nucleotide messenger RNA. RefSeq names its product V-set domain-containing T-cell activation inhibitor 1-like. Gene Ontology annotation, cellular component: external side of plasma membrane. The record is from RefSeq and is a predicted model, not a curated record. Lineage: Eukaryota; Metazoa; Chordata; Testudines; Emydidae. Bases 290 to 1126 code for a protein of 278 amino acids. Gene Ontology annotation, biological process: T cell costimulation; negative regulation of T cell proliferation; positive regulation of T cell proliferation. The transcript has 7 exons.
AGACACACGUGGACAACUGUCACCUUGCUCCUUCAUGGCAGAAAGGCAGAGCGAGCCAUGCACCAGAACAAGUCACAGCCUUUGAAAUAGCUCUGUUGUAUUAAGGAUACCACCACCCAGGAGGAGCAAAAAAUAAUUCUCAUCCAAUACCGUGGCUGGUUCUCUUAAUCCCCAGCCCCAGAGAAAGGAACCGGUAAAGAGAACUGAGAGUUUGGGACUGUAAAACUGAAAACUCCCCCAGAAUCUUCUUUCAACAGAGAACCUGCUGAGGAGACAGCACACAGCCAGGAUGAGCGAGGUGUCUGUCCUGGAGAGAACCACCUUCCUACUAGGACUGCUUUGCCUUUGUACAGGCUCUGCAGAUGCUGCUGCCCUGGGCGUGUAUCAGUCCCCGCCCUGUAUCUUUGCAGCUGUGGGGACGGAGCCCAUUAUGGAGUGCAGGUUCCCUCCCAUAGAGGCAAGCGAAAUAGCUUUUAUCUCAUGGUACAAAGAGGAGAGGAGACUGAGCCCCUCAGACGGACGGUUCAGGUGGUCUGAAAACCUCACAGCAGGGUCUGUUUCUCUUCGGAUACCUCAUGUGCAGGCUCAGGAUGCUGGAGUCUAUACCUGUGAGAUGGGGAAUAUCACCCACAGCUCUCCCGGGAAUGGCACAAAACUGGAAGUUCGCGGUUCAGGUCAGAAACCGGAGAAUCAAACGGCAGGAGAAGAGUGUGUUCAUUUUACUGCACCCCAGCAAGAACAUACGGCUUUGAUAGUGUGUCUGCCUCUUCUGUUCCUGCUGACACUGAGUGCGCUCAUCAUCUGCUACUUCAAACGGCCAAAAUGUUUCCCAGCUGAGGAAAGCCUUAGGAGCCAAUUGGAUAUGCACACAGAGACGCCAGCACAACAAGAAGUACCCCCUGACUUGUAUCACAUGCCAAAAAGCACCACUAGACUCGCACAACAGAAGGAAAGACAACUGCAACCUCAGACUCCCGCGAACCCAACUGAAGACGGCCUGAAUUAUAGCUCUAUGUACUUCAGCCAGGAAUAUCCAGAGGCUGCACAAAUGGAUGAAGAGAGAACAGAACUAUAUGCACCAGUGAAGAAAAAGAAAAAGUCAGCCUCUGAUGCAGUGUCCGAAUGACAUUAGACUAAUCAGUGUGGUCCGAGUCACGCUGGAUGGCUUAUCGCAUUGGCAGACAAGCCCCAGUUUUGUCCUGUCCGUGCUUCAGAUCUCAC